AUGGCACCUAUCGCAACCCAUCUCCUCAACGACCACUAUGAUUCCCUGUCUUUGAAAGACAAGUGGGAUUCCGUGGACGCAACGGCUUCCUACUACGAGUAUGGAGUUCACAAUGGCAAGAAGUUGGCCAAGGAGAUGAUUGGAGCCGCUUUGCAGAAGCACGUCGAGGGCGUGGAUCCACACGACUGCGAGGCCGGCGCGGAGGAUGCUUUCUUCGUGGCCGACCUGGGAGAGGUCUACCGUCAGCACAUGCGCUGGAAGAAGAACCUGCCGCGCGUCACUCCGCACUACGCCGUCAAGUGCAACCCAGACCCGGCUGUUCUCAACCUCCUGGCCAGACUUGGAGCCGGGUUUGACUGCGCCAGCAAGGGCGAGAUUGAACAGGUGUUGGGGAUGGGCGUCGAUCCGUCGCGAUUGAUCUACGCUCAGCCAUGCAAGACCAAGAGCUACAUCCGCUACACCGCCAAGGUCAAUGUCAGGCAGAUGACCUUCGACAACACCGAUGAGUUGUACAAGGUCAAACAGUUGUUCCCAGAGGCCGAGCUGUACCUGCGCAUCUUCACCGACGAUUCUGGCAGCCUGUGCCGCUUGAGCCAGAAGUUUGGCGCCAGUAUGGACAACACCGAGGAGCUGUUGGCCCUGGCUAAGGAUCUGAACCUGAACGUUGUUGGUGUUGCUUUCCACGUCGGCUCCGGCGCAUCCGACCCAGCUGCCUUCCGUCGCGCCGUCAGCGAUGCCCGCACCGUCUUCGACCAGGCUGACAAGCUGGGCUUCAAGAUGCACACCCUCGACUGUGGCGGUGGCUUCAUCCCGGACACGUUCGACGAGAUGUCCAGUGUGCUCUCCGCAUCUCUCGAGGAGCACUUUCCCCCCCACAUUCGCAUCAUCGCCGAGCCAGGCCGCUACUACACCAGCUCCGCCUUCACGCUUGCCUGUAAUGUCAUUGCCCGUCGCACGGUAGAGGACAAGCAGCCGGGUGGCGACACCCGCUACAUGCUCUACAUGAAUGAUGGUGUCUACGGCAACUUCUCCAGCAUCAUCUUCGACCACCAACACCCGAUCCCGCGCGUCCUGCGCACUGAGGGUCGCCAAGACGGAUUCGAAUACACUGUUAGGCGCAGCAGCGAAUCUCUCGUCGACUCGGGAUAUACCUCCGCCGAAGAUGAUACGUACGCCAACUACCGCGCUGGCAAGAAGCUCAUCACCUACUCCGUCUGGGGACCGACCUGCGACGGUAUCGACUGCAUCGCCGAGAAGUGGCAGGAUACCGAUACUGUCGAUGUUGGCGACUGGCUCUACUUCGAGGACAUGGGCGCCUAUACCAAGUGCUCUGCUACACGUUUCAACGGCUUCACCAAUGGUCACGAGACCAUCUACGUCUGCAGCGAGCCAGGCGCUGCUGAACUUGUUUCAUUGUAG
Messenger RNA from Lecanosticta acicola, 1419 nucleotides. The record is from the annotation of a GenBank genome assembly. NCBI's taxonomy places the organism in Eukaryota, Fungi, Ascomycota, Dothideomycetes, Mycosphaerellales, Mycosphaerellaceae.